This is a messenger RNA of Melitaea cinxia (Glanville fritillary), 959 nucleotides long. RefSeq names its product ras-related protein Rab-8A (gene RabX4). Bases 297 to 911 code for a protein of 204 amino acids. Gene Ontology annotation, molecular function: GTPase activity; GTP binding. NCBI's taxonomy places the organism in Eukaryota, Metazoa, Arthropoda, Insecta, Lepidoptera, Nymphalidae. The transcript is spliced from 5 exons. The record is from RefSeq and is a predicted model, not a curated record.
CGAUACACUUCGCUAACAAAGAGAAGCAACGUCUAAAACGGUAAUAUUAUUAGAAUGGAACACAAAAAAGUUAUAUUAGCGAGGUCGUUCGAUACGCUGUCUGCACCGUCAUAGUAGGUAUAGACGGUUGCAAGGAAACCCAGGUCUCUGGGGGCAUUAUCUUAUAUCAGUUACUGUUUUAAGACAAGGGUGAUCCUGCACAUGCGCUCUAGUCGUCAUUGAUUUUUCUCACUUUGACAGUUCUGUCGAUGUUUUGAGCUACCACCCGCGUAUUGAAAACAAAGUAAACAAAAAAUAUGGCUUUAGACUUUUCUGCUACGUAUAAGUUAUUAGUUCUGGGUGAUUCGAAUGUUGGAAAAACUUGUAUUGUGCACAGAUAUUGUGAUGAAAGAUAUUACGAUAUAUACAUAUCUACAAUAGGCAUAGACUUCAAACAAAAAAUAAUAAAUCUGGAUGGAGUUCCCAUCAAACUUCAAAUAUGGGAUACAGCUGGCCAAGAAAGAUUUCGAACUUUAACUACAGCUUACUAUAGAGGCGCCAUGGGAAUUAUACUCAUGUAUGAUAUUACUAAUUUGGAAUCAUUUAACCAUUUGUCAUACUGGUUAAGAAACAUUCAAGAAUAUGCUUCUCCAGAUGUUAUCAAAGUUCUAGUUGGCAAUAAAUGUGACGUGCACGAAAACCAUCGCGCCGUGCCCAAGGAAAGGGGUCAAAAGAUUGCUGAUGAUUUCGAAAUGCCAUUCUUCGAAGUAUCUUGUAAAAGCAAUAUUAACAUCGAGGAAGCAUUUGUGACUUUAGCCAGAAAAAUACGAGAGUACCGAGAAACUAAGGCUGACGCAUUCGAGCUGAAGGAAAGAGACAACGUGAUAAAACCAUCUGAAUCCGAAACAGACGUGUCAAAAUGUAGUUGUUAGCCUAAUAUAUUUCUUACAAUUUGAUAAAUUAAUUCAUAUAGCAACAGA